GAUCCACACAGCGCAACAGUCGACCGCUCCUUGACCCUUCUCAUAAUCCAUUUUGCACCACUCCCCCGCCCACAUCCAUCUCUGUCCAUGCCAUCAUGCACACGGUGGAAAAUUAGUCCGACGGGAAAGAAGAUCGAAAGCAAACCACAGCUGGCUCGGGCGCUCGGCGAUACGAUCGAUCUAUCAACGUUCGAUUACCCGGCGGGCCGUAUCAUAGCGCCUCCUUCGAUGGCUGCAGCACAGCUGCUGCACGCUCAUCACGGACCACAGAGCUAUCCGAUGCAUCAGCAGCAGCAACAACCGCACCAACAACACCAGGGGCAUCCAGGGGCUGCCCUUCGCCGGAAGCUACCGGCGGCCCUCGUAGGCAGUCCACUGUUCGGUGGUGCGACUAACGUUAUCUCGCUUGCUACCCCGAUCAGCUCGGGAGGUAACGCGAAACCUCCCUCCCAUCAGUACGAUUACAGGUAGUAGAAGUAGUAGCAGUAGCAUAGACCGGAACGAAUGCCGGUCCCUUCGCCGAUCAACCUAUACGUAAUGGCCAACCUAGAGCCAUACCUCUCUGCCUUCUCAAUCUUCUCCUGCUCCUCGUUGUUGUAUCUUUGCGCUUAACAUUAUGAUUCUGCUUCGCCUUCGAUUUUUGGUUCGCCUUCGU
Molecule: messenger RNA, 655 nt
Organism: Anopheles aquasalis
Lineage: Eukaryota; Metazoa; Arthropoda; Insecta; Diptera; Culicidae
Molecular function (GO): DNA binding
Source: RefSeq, a predicted model, not a curated record